AUGCGUCCAACUCUUCGUCUUUCCUUUUUAGCCGUCUUAGCCACAUGCGCCUCAGCGUUUGCUAGACCAUCUGUCUUUGUGCGUGAUGCCAGCCUGACAGAAGCCCUCAAUACUUUCGAAUGCCGAUGCGGAAAUUUGGAGUUUCUCACAUUGCCUCACGCCAAUAUCACUGCUCGAGAAAAGGCCAGGCAAUGCUCUAGCUACAAGUUGAUUGACGCCCGUGGAACCGCUGAGCCGCAGGGUGUCUCUACAAUGUUCUACCCCAUGAUCGAGAACAUCCUUGCCAACAUCAGUGGCGGUGUGAGCCUGCCUGUUGAGUAUCCAGCGGGUGCUGCCCAGAACACGACUAUUGGCGAGAAUUUCGUACUAGAUGUUAUCAGUGAAGGCCUUCAUCAUUGCCCUGGUCAGAAGUAUGCUCUCUUUGGCUACUCCCAGGGCGCUACCUUGAUGCUCAGACUCCUCAACCAACUUGAUAGUCGUGCUUUAAGCAUGGUCAAAUCAGUAAUCCUCGUCGGUAACCCGUACCGCACUCCUGGGAAGUUGUCUAGUGUCAACAAGAGAGGUCAAAGAGAUCAUAGUGACUCUGUUGGCAUGUUUACAUCUUCUGCUCUUGUUGCAGGCAAAACCGCUACUAUUCCUCAACUCUCGCUUGAUAUCGACCAUAGUGGCAAGGUAUUGGAUUAUUGUCUUGCCGGUGACGGUGUAUGCUCCUACAACUCCGCAUGUUCUUGUCAAAUUCCGGCUGGUCAUCUCUCUUAUGGACUAGUCGACACUGUGCAAACUACUGCCUUUGAGCAUGUUGUUUCCCGAAUCGACGAGGGUGGUUGUAAUUAA
Penicillium canescens is the source of this 834-nucleotide messenger RNA. Its product is annotated as cutinase-domain-containing protein. Bases 1 to 834 code for a protein of 277 amino acids. Lineage: Eukaryota; Fungi; Ascomycota; Eurotiomycetes; Eurotiales; Aspergillaceae. Gene Ontology annotation, molecular function: hydrolase activity. The record is from RefSeq and is a predicted model, not a curated record. The transcript is spliced from 3 exons.